AUGCGUUUGAAAAAAGACUGGCAAGCGUGGACAAAGUUGAUGGAUUCAAGCAAAGGAGUGUCAGGGAUAGGGUUUGACUGUGACACCGGUAUGUUUCAGGCACCUGAGGAGUGGUGGGACAAGAUGGAAUCGAUAAACAAGGAGUGUACCAAGUUUAGAAAAAAAACCUUAGAACAUCGUGAGUUGAUGGAGACCGUCAUCAUGGGGGCAUCAGCUACUGGAGUGCAGGACGUGGAUUCAGAUUUUUCACUGGAGCAUGUUCCGAUUGAAAAGGGAAAAAAGAGAAAGACGCCAUCAAGUAGUGUUUCAAAGUCCAAGAAGACAACAAGUGGAGCGUCAGUUAUUGCGGAAAGCAUGAACACUCUGACAAAUGUGGUGCGAACGAAGAAUCAGCAGGUUACGAUGAGGCACCUCAUAGGCAACGAAUCGUUGUUUACUAUUUCGGAGUGCAUGCAUCGCCUGACAGGUAUUAUAUCGCUGGUUGGUACGCCGUUAUUUCACUUCGCCUCGACACUUAUGGAUAAUGCCGAUUUGCGGGAGGUGAUGAUGUGCCAGCCUGAUGACGACUCUAUCAUAGGGUGGCUUACCCAGAAGCAGCUCCAGUGUACUGCGUCGGCGCCUUUCACAAAUCUGUUCGGGGCUCGCCGGAUGUGA
This is a messenger RNA of Camellia sinensis, 654 nucleotides long. Lineage: Eukaryota; Viridiplantae; Streptophyta; Magnoliopsida; Ericales; Theaceae. The record is from RefSeq and is a predicted model, not a curated record.